This is a messenger RNA of Manis pentadactyla (Chinese pangolin), 555 nucleotides long. RefSeq names its product cilia- and flagella-associated protein 47-like. The transcript has 4 exons. The record is from RefSeq and is a predicted model, not a curated record. NCBI's taxonomy places the organism in Eukaryota, Metazoa, Chordata, Mammalia, Pholidota, Manidae. The coding region runs from base 41 to 481 and encodes 146 amino acids.
UUUGCUGAGAUUAACUGUUGAAUUACCAAGACUAACCACAAUGCCAGAAAUACAGUGUGACCUUGGAAAGCAUGUCACUCAGACAAUUCCUUUAGUUAAUUCUACACAUGAAACCUUAGAAUUGCAAGCCACAAACACUAAUCCUGGAAAUUUCAUCCUGGAUGUUAACAGAUCACCACUGAUCUUACCUCCUUCCUCCACCAAAGAGGUUUUUGUCCACUUUUUUCCUUCUGCUCUUGGAAGAACUGGUCAUCAAGCUUCUAUCAUCUUCCACUGUACUCAGUUUAAAGAAUGGAAAUUCUGCCUGUCUGGAGUGGGAUUAUUCCCCCAGCCUCUAGGUAUAGAAAGAGUAACCACAUACCUCCAUCUCCAUACAUCUAUCGUUGUAUCUUUCCAAAACCCUACCCAGGAAAAUGUCUUAGUCAAUAUCAUACUAACAAGUAAGUUAUUUUUCUUAUACAUUCCAUAUGUUAUUUUGUAAUCAUUAAUCAAACUUGUUUUAUCAUGGAAUCAAAGCAUUUUAGAGGUAGAGGACAUUUUAGAGAUCCAUUAGUU